This is a messenger RNA of Lolium perenne, 7883 nucleotides long. Its product is annotated as transcription termination factor MTERF8, chloroplastic-like. Gene Ontology annotation, biological process: regulation of DNA-templated transcription. Gene Ontology annotation, molecular function: double-stranded DNA binding. The record is from RefSeq and is a predicted model, not a curated record. NCBI's taxonomy places the organism in Eukaryota, Viridiplantae, Streptophyta, Magnoliopsida, Poales, Poaceae.
AAAAAAAAAAUCUUCUUUCUCAACGGAAAGCACUCUGCACGCCGCCGCCGCCGCCGCCGUCGGCUGCCGCCAUGCUCGGCCUGCGGGGCUGCUUACUUACCCAUAUCCUCUCUUCUUCCUCCGCCACCUAUCCCAUAUCCCCUCUCCACCGACUGCUCUCAGCAGCUGCGGCCGACCCAAGCCCCGUGUUCGCCGUCGAGCAGUACCUCGUCGACACCUGCGGCCUCACCCGGCCCCAAGCCCUCAAGGCCUCCGCCAAGCUCUCCCACCUCAAGUCCCCCUCCAAGCCCGAUGCCGUGCUGGCCUUCCUCGCCGGCAUCGGCCUCUCCAGUGCCGACAUCGCCGCCGCCGUCGCAGGUGACCCCCAGUUACUCUGCACCGAUGUGGACAAGACCCUAGCCCCAGUCAUUGGAGGGCUCACCGCCCACGGCCUCUCGCGUACUCAGGUCGCGCGCCUUGUCUCGCUCGGCCGCCCCAUCUUCCGCAAUAGAUCCCUCGCAUCCAACCUACCCUACUACCUAUCGCUCUUCGGAUCCAACCAGAACCUCCUCAAGUUACUCAACCAGAGCCCCCAUCUCCUCGGAUGCAGCCUGGAGAAGGUGGUCAAGCCCAACGUCGCGUUCCUGCGGGAGUGCGGGCUAGGAGAUUGCAUUCUGUCCAAGGUGCACUUCUCGACGCCACACAUACUUUCCGUCAACCCAGAGCGCCUCCCUGCAAUGGUCGCAUGCGCUGAAGGCCUCGGCGUACCCCGCAGAUCUCCGAUGUUCAGGCAUGUGCUAUACGCUGUUGCGAUGGUCGGCGAGGAUAAAAUCGCUGCCAAGGUGGAUUACUUGAAGAAAACUUUCAGGUGGUCGGAUGCUGAGGUGGGUGUUGUUGCUUGUAAGACUCCGCAGCUGCUGUCGAGGUCUAAGGACACGCUGCAGCGCUUGUCCGACUUCUUUAUCGAUGAGCUGGGUUUGGAACCGACAUACAUUGCUCAUCGGUCAGUAAUGCUCAUGUAUAGCCUGGAGAGCCGCCUCAAGCCCCGGUACUACACUGUAAAGUUUCUCGAGAAAAAUGGAUUGGUCAAGAGCUUCCCGAGCUACUCUACAAUUUUCGACAUGACCGACAAGGUAUUCGUGGAGAGGUACAUCUGCCCUCACAAGGAAGCUGCUCCCCACGUAUAUGAAGACUAUGUCGCCGCUUGCAAAGGGGAUGUAUCCACUAGAUUCUUAUCUGCUUGAACCAAGACCCUGACAUGGAAAUGUGGAACUUUUUGUGGCACUACAAAGUUUUCACUCCUUGUAGUAAGCUGUUGGUUACUCUGAUGUGAUCCCGCAUGCUAGGCUUGCGUGAAUGGUUAAAGCCUGACCGCUGGUGUUGAUGAUGGUGUCUCAACUCUCUGGAUAAAUUGAUGAAAUCCAGGUUUGAAAUAAACUGCUGUUGAUGAAUUGAGUAACGUGUUUCUUCUUUAUUAGGAAAAAAGUUGAGGCAAAAAUAGCAUUCGGUCUAACCAGAUGUGUAGCUUUGGUAGCCCAUUGCUCAAGGUAAGUUACAGAUGGAAAUAUAAUUUCAUUUCGAAGAGGUCAAGAAUUUUCCAAUGUGUUCUCUUAUUGCAUAAAGCAACACUGCAACAGCACAUAGUGGUAUAUUGGUCUUUCUGUGAGGUGCAGCUAUUAUAUGCAUUCAUUUUUGUUACUUGCAUUUCUUGAAUGGGUUAGCUGUAUCUAAUUUGAAAUCUGAACCUUAAAUUGCGAUACCAUCAAUUGAAGUUUUUUUUUUAUUCUAGUAGGGGCAUUUCUUUUGUAAUUGGCCUCUCUUAGAUUUAUAAGCAGCUUGCAAUGUAGCUGCUGAAGUGCCAGAAUGUCAUUGGCUGUAGAAUCUGGUUAGGUAUGACUUAUAGCAUUCAAUGAAGCAGUGCCAGAUUCGUGCAGCUGGUUCAGUUGGAAGGAAGGUUAAACUGCUGACUGUUGUGUUGCUGGAUUGAUCAGAUGGUGUAGAGUUUCUUCCAGUGUUAUCGUUUGGAACUGCUUUAUCAACAACAACAACAACAACAACCAAGCCUUUCAGUCCCAAACAAGUUGGGGUAGGCUAGAGUUAAAACCCAUAAGAUCUCGAAGCCAAGUCAUGGUUCCGGAACGUGGAUAGCUAACUUCCACGCACCCCUGUCCAUGGCUAAACAAAUUAUCGCUGCAAACAAAUUAAUUCUGCCCCAAACUAAAGGAACCUGGACAUACAGUUUUUUAUUGCUCUGGUCUUGCCGCUGAGGCUUUUAGUUGUUUAAUUAGGUGGUAGCACAUGUGUGAUUGUGUGGGCAUGAAUCUUGAUGGAUCAUUGAUGUCAAGGGGAGAAAAUAUUUGAGUUGUGGUAAAGCGAUGUUUUGUCUUUAUGGAUGCCAAAGCUCUUUGCAGUAAAUUGUUCGUGAAACAGGGAGAGGCGUCAUGCCGGUCUCAUCUCUCAUCAUGAUCGAAUCCAAUCACUUGAUGCACCGGUCUGGUCUCGUUGUCGUAGGUGAAAUUAAUAGGGCUCAUGGCCAUAAUGGAUAGAAGGUGAUAUUUUGGUCUUGCCACGAGUUGCAGCUAUAGUAUCCAUUCAUAUUUGUUACUUGCAUUUUUUGAGUGGUUAUGGGUAUAUAGUUUGGAAUUUGAACCUAAAACUAAUGUACUAAUAAAGUUUUGGUUAUUUUUAUUCGGAUAGGGUUAGUUCUUCUGAUAUAGCUUCCAUUGGCUUCUCUUAGACUUCAUAAGAAGUUUGUAAUGUAUCUUUUGAAGUGCCAGAAUGCAAAGGGGAAAUAUCCAUUAGAUUCUUAUCUGCUUGAACCAAGACUUUGACAUUGAAAUGUGGAACUUUUUAUGGCGCAACAAAGUUUUUACUCCGAGCUGUAAGCUGGUUAGUCUUGUUUCAAUGUUGUUUGCUAGAUUAGACGCUGUUUAUCCUCUAUUCUAUGUAUGUUAAAUGCUGGUUUGGUCAUUGCUAAGUGCUAAUGCCUCAUGAAACUGAUAAUUCAAUUCCUGAAACCCAACUUGUUGUCAGUAGAGAAGAAAUCAUUGCUUGCAAUGUGUCAAAAAACGAUAUCCAUGAAUAUAUUUAUGUAUCCCACUUUUAUUUUAGAUCAUGAAGAUAACAUGUGUGGGUGGACCAGUUUCUGUCAAAACCAGGAAGCAUUAAACAGAAAGUGAAAGAACUGUGCCGUUUUUCAUUAAAAUAUCAGUAUGGUCUGCAUUCAUACCCAAUUUUAUUUUUCUGUUCCGUUUUCAUUCCUUCAUAUUUUUGCCCCAUCCUAUGGCAAUACUAAAUGGCAGUUCAAUCUUCAAUAAUUAGAUUUCUUUUGUGUAUAUUUAUUUUUCCUUAUUGUUUCUUUCCUCUAAUUCUUAUUCUAAAUUCCUAAUGAUGGAUUAUCUUUGUUCCUAAAUCGAUUAGGCUGUAGCUGGCCUCUUUCUGCAAGGAAAACUUUCAGAUUUGAUACAGUGACAUACUAAAUUAUGAUAAACAAAUGAGUCUAAAUAAAUGGCAUCUGUCAUUUAUUGUGAGAACUAAGACAAUGGAGAUGGAAUGAAUUAAUUUUAUCAUAUUUCUACUAUUCAUUGCUUGCAUAUGUGAUAUUGUAUCUGUUCAACAAACCUACAGGUAUAUUUUGGGAAAAAACGGCCGACAAACUGUAGGUUAAAAAAUCAAUUUGACGAAGCUUCAAAAAUAUCUGCCUUGACUCAUGUCGAAGCUGUUUGAUACUUCAAAGAUAUCUGCCUUAACUCAUGUCGAAGUUGUUUGAUACUUCGAAGUCAUGCAAUAAGCAGCAUGUGUUUUGUCAAACCACAAUUUAAAUUUGCAAUUUGUGAACUAGGUUUUUAUGCUGCUGUUUUCUCGUGCUCUGGUUUUAAAACUCCAUUGGGAUGUAAUUUUUGCCGGGAAAACUUCAAUGGGGCUUAUGGCCACAGUGGAUAGAAGGUGCGAUCUUGUCCAUUUUUUUUACGUGCCUCAGUUCAGACUCUUCAGAGCCAGAGCUAGGUUGUCAACAUACUUCUUAUUUUGAAUCGGGGGGAGUAAUUAGAUUAUGAUUUUGGGUAUAUUUAUUUUGCUCUUUCGGCUAAUUCUUAAUGAAGGAUUUUCUUUAUUGAGCUGGAGCUGCCCUUCCUUCUGCUAGGAAAUUUUCGAACUUGAUAAAGUAACCAACUUAAGCAUGAUCAACACAUCAGUCAUUAAUUGUGAGAACUAAGCCGAGAUGGAAUGAAUCAGUCUUAUCAUACCUUCAACUACUCAUUGCUUGCAUAUGUUAUACUGUAUCUGUUCAACAAAAGUACAAAUAUAUGGCAGCGAAACUGUCCAGAAACUGUAGGUACAAAGAUCAAUUUGGCAAAGCUUCAAAGUUAUCUACCUUAACCAGAUCGAAGUUGUUCGAUACUUCGAUGUCAUGAAAUAAGCAGAAUGUGUUUUGUCAAACCAUAUGUUAAAUUUGUAAUUUAUAAAGUACAUUUUUGUUCUGAUGUUUUCUCAUGCUCUAACUUUCAAAACUUCAUUACGACUUCUUUUUACGGGCAAAAAUUUGAUAGGGUCGAUGGCUAUAAUGGAUAGAAGGUGAAAUUUUGGACUUGCCAUGAGUUGCAGCUAUGAUAUCCAUUCAUAUUGGUCACUUGCAUUUUUUGAGUGGUUGUGUGUAUAUAAUUUGGAAUUUGAACAUAAAACUAUGAUACCAAUAUAAUUUUGGUUAUUUUUACGGGUGUGUCUAAGUCUCAGUCACCUCAGAAAAGUGCAACUGCAGUUUAAAGAAAAGUGCAACUCGGUCCUGUUGCACAUUUCUGGCAGAAAAGUGCAAUUGCACUUUUUUAACAGAAAAGUGCAACUCAAAGCACUUUUUUGUAAGUGACUUAGACUUAAGAAAUUCUCAGUUGACUAAGACAUAGGAAAACCAUAUUUUUACUCGGAUAGGGUUAAUUCUUCUGUUAUGGCUUCCAUUGGCUUCUCUUAGACUUCAUAAGAAGUUUGUUAUGUAUCUUCUAAAGUGCCAGAAUGCAAUCUUCUUAGACUUUACAGGUGAGGAUAUGAAUAACAAACCAUUUCGUGCCUGUUUGAAACACCUGCAGCUGGUUCAGUUAGAAGGAAGGUUACACUGCUGACUGAUGUGUUGCUGGACUGAUCAGAUAUUGAGUUUCCUCCAAUAUAUCUGUUGGGCUGCUAUACUGUUGUAACGAAUUCAGCCUGGAACAUCCUCGUUCUAUAUCUUUUGAGGUGCAGAUCCGGGAAGGAAAUUAUUGAAGAGGUAGUCGAAACUUGAUCAUCAGCUUCAGUUGGAGAUCCGGGUUUGGGUCCGGUGGAAGCACAAGAAACAAGUUCGGUGCAGAAGGAAUCGGCAGAUGCCCCAAUGAUGUUUCACUGCCAUCAUCCAUUGCACACUGAAAGAGUCGCAUGCCGAGUUGGGAAUAAACUUUGUUUAUUUUGGAGAUGGAUGCGUGCAACCUACGGAUGGUGCGAUCACGAUUGACGAGCUUGAUAGAUCUGACAUGUUGGUGCUCUGGUGAGGGACAUCUACUACACGCUUAUCUCUGAACUUCUUCAUAUUUUAGAAUCUCAGCUGUUAGUGCCUGAGGGACAUCUGCUACACGCUUGUAUCUGUGAACUUCAUCUUUUAGAACCUCCAGUUAGUGGUCUGGUGAGGGACAUCUGCUACACACUAGUAUCUCUGAACUUUAUCUUUUAGAAUCUCAGUUGUUACCAAGAUUUUAUUGUAGUACUAUAGGUGUACCAGAUAGAUCACCUAUCUUGCGGGCGAUUUGGCCGGAGUAAAUUUUUUUCUUUUCUAAACAACUGCUGCUACUGUCUACAUUUGCCUCAUUGUAGUAUGAACCCUUUGCUGGGAACGGACGCUGAUGCAAUCAUGCAAGUGCAGUAGCAUUAGCCAUGCACCACAUCGGUGAACAUCUUGCCGUUUGAUAUGUCAAGACCAGAGAGAUUCAUACGUUGAGUUUAGAUGGAAACCUUUGCUUCAAAGCAUUACGUGGAUAGAGUAUGAUGCAAUGUGCUUGGGCGUCUGUUCACAUGGAUCCAAGCUGGUCAUUCUCAGCGUCAUCCACGGCCACCGUGGGUGCGCCGGCGGCGAGAGAAGGCAAUGGAGAUGGAAUGAAUUAGUUUUAUCAUAUUUCUAAGACAAUGGAGAUGGAAUGAAUUAGUUUUAUCAUAGUUCUACUAUUCAUUGCUUGCAUAUGUAAUCUUGCAUCUGUUCAACAAACCUACAGGUAUAUUUUGGUAAAAAAACGGCUGACAAACUGUAGGUUAAAAAAUCAAUUUGAUGAAGCUUCAAAAAUAUCUGCCUUGACUCAUGUCGAAGCUGUUUGAUACUUCAAAGGUAUCUGCCUUAACUCAUGUCGAAGUUGUUUGAUACUUCGAAGUCCUGAAAUAAGCAGCAUGUGUUUUGUCAAACCAUAAUUUAAAUUUGCAAUUUGUGAACUAGAUUUUUGUUCUGCUGUUUUAACAUGCUCUGGUUUUAAAACUUCAUUGGGAUUUUAUUUUUGCCUGCAAAACUUCAAUGGGGCUUAUGGCCACACUGGAUAGAAGGUGCAAUCUUGUCCACUUUUUACGUGCCUUUGUUCAGACUCUUCAGAGCCAGAGCUACCCUGUCAACAUAUUUCUUUAUCACACCCCAUCUGUAUGACAUUAUCUCUUUUGUUUUCAAGGAACAUUGGGCCUGGGCUUAAAUAGUUCUGUUGACAAAUCAGUUUUUUAUCUUAGUAUAUCGGUCAUUACUGUAGUUUGAGAGUUCCAAUGAUUAAGAUAUGGCAAAGUCCUUCAUUGGAUUCAAGGGAAACAUGCAACACAUGUGGUUCCUUUUAUAAGCUAAGAUGGGUCGCUGAAGUAAUAUUUCUUUAGGUAUUCCUCUACAUUUUCUGUAUAUGGUGUUAUCUAGCCAUGAUGGCUCUGUAUUGUCCGUCUUCAUGGAACAAAUUUCCUUUGUCGAAGAAAAUAAUAGACAUGUGUGUUGAUUUUGCAAGCAUUAGUUGCCGAGUAGCUUUUCAGCAGCUGUUUAGCUUUAUUUGUGCCUAAAUGCUCGUUAACUGCAGCAACCAUCAUGUCCUGCCAAUCGUGUCUAUGCAAUGCUUAUUUCCUUCUCUCAGUUUUGGUGUACUCAGCCGAUUGGUAUGACACCCUUAAUAAAGUUGGUUACUCUGAUGUUAUUCCUGCAUGCUAGGCUUGUGUCAAGUACCACCUUUCGACCCUUUUACUGAUAAUUAUGUUCUUAUUUGUGCCUUGAUUUCAGUAAUGCGCGUGAAUGGUUAUAGCAUGACAACUUGUGUUGAUGAUAGUGGAUAAGUUGAUCAAAUUCAGGUUUGAAAUAAACUGGUGUUGAUGAAUUGUGCAAAGUGUUUGUUAUUUAGGACAAAAGUCAACACAAAAAUAGCAUUUGGUCUAACCAGAUGUGUAGCUUUGGUAGCCCAUUGCUGAAGGGAAGUUACAGAUGGAAAUAAAAUUCCAUUUUGAAGAGGUCAUGAAUUUUCCAUUGGAAGUUACAGAUGGAAAUAAAAUUCCACUUUGAAGAGGUCAUGAAUGUGCAUCUAUAAUACCUAUUCAUCUUUGGUUACUUUCAUAUUCGAGUGGUUAUCUGUAUCUAAUUUGGAAUUUGAAUUAAAAUUACGAUACCAUUGCAUUUUCGUAAUUUUAUUCGAAUAGGGACAAUCCUCAUGUUAUAUCACCUCUUAUAAGCUUUACAUGCCCAUUAUUUGAUCGAUUUAUGUUUUAUCUAUUUAUUUAUUUAGGUGGCAGCAAAUGUGUGUAGGGUGGCCAUGAUGGAUGCCAAGGGGAGAAACUGCACAUGUCUCCAACGUUCCACUCCGUUCACAAAUUAAACCGUCUCCAACGUUGAUCCAAUUAUAUUCUUGUAGCCCCAACUGGGAGACGCACAUUAAUUUGUGGGUACG